Molecule: messenger RNA, 1649 nt
Organism: Capsella rubella
Lineage: Eukaryota; Viridiplantae; Streptophyta; Magnoliopsida; Brassicales; Brassicaceae
Product: jacalin-related lectin 13
Exons: 5
Coding region: 48-1457 (469 amino acids)
Molecular function (GO): carbohydrate binding
Source: RefSeq, a predicted model, not a curated record
CUUUUUCUCAUUCUACCACCAUUAUAGAGUAAUAGAAUCUAACAGAGAUGACACAAAAGUUGGAAGCGCAUGGGAAAACGAAUCCAGAUAACCAAUAUAAAUGGGAUGAUGGAUCGGACCAUGAAGGUGUAACAAAGAUAUAUGUACGAGUUGAUCGUGAAGGCAUACAGUUCAUCAAGUUUGACUAUGUCGGGAACGGACAACUUAUAGAUGAAUCAUUCCAUGGUUUCUCAAAUCAAGGUUGCACACAGAUGUUUGAGAUUGAUCAUCUAAAAGGUGAAUAUCUUGUAUCUGUUGAGGGUUACCACGACUACGAGGUGAUUCAAGGACUUCAAUUCAAAACAAACUUGAAAGUCUCUGAAAUGAUGGGAUAUGAGUAUUCUACUAAUAAAUUUACACUAGCCUUGUAUGGCAAGAAAAUCAUUGGGUUUCACGGAUCUGCUAUGUCAAACCUCAACACUCUUGGAGCGUAUGUUACAAGCAUUACUCCAACUAAAAUGGAAGCAAAAGGAGGAAAGGGAGGCAAAGAGUGGAAUGAUGGAGGAGACUAUGAAGCUAUAACAAACAUUCAUGUACGAAUUACUACAAAAGGUAUAAAGAACAUCCAAUUCGAUUAUGUGGACAAGGAUGGACAUCCAAAAGUGCUAAUCCAUGGUUCUACCACGGGUGGAGGCACGCUCGAGCCGUUUGAGAUAAACCAUGCUGAAAACGAAUAUCUACUGUCUAUCGACGGUUACUACAACGAGACAUCCGGUGUGAUUCAAGCGAUUCGAUUCAAAACCAACAUGAAGAUAUCGGAAAUGAUGGGAGGCAAGGACGAUGACGACGACGAUGAUGAUGAAGGCGAAAUGGGUACAAAAUUUUCAGUAGGAUGUCCCGGCAAUAAGAUCAUUGGAUUUCAUGGAUAUGCCGACAAGAAGCUAUACUCUCUUGGAGCAUAUUUCACAUCACUUCCUAUAACUAAAAUGGAAUACAAAGAUAGUGCUAAAGGAAAACUAACCGAUGAUGGUAGUUCAGGCUAUCUUUGGGAUGAUGGUACUUUCCAAGGAGUAAGAAAAGUGUACGUUUACUAUGAUGGUCAUUACAUAAGGUGUGUCAGGUUCGAGUACGAUAAUGGUGGCAAAGUGGAAUCUCGUGAGCACGGGUCAAAACCUAUAGCUGAUAGGGUACAAGAAAAAGAGUUCGUCCUGGACUAUCCAAAUGAAUUUCUCAUGUCCGUGAAGGGAACUAGCACAGAAGCUUACAUUGAAGGUUAUCGUUCGUUGAUUACAUCGUUGAGUUUCAAAACAUCAAAAGGGAGGACCUCUCAGACAUUUGGAAAUGAGUUUUGUAGCAGUCCUGUUGAAUUCGAGCUUGAAAAGAAAGGUUGUGCUAUUGUUGGGUUCCAUGGGCGGUCUCGUUAUUAUGUUCUUCAUGCUCUUGGAGCAUAUUUUUUUCCGAUUCCUCCUGCUCAAUAAGUUCUCACUGAUGGUGGUAAUGAUCAUGUUCUUUAUUUGUCUUUCUAUAUAUGUUUUACCUUUUGUUUUAAACUUCUUCUUCACCAGAAAUUUUUGGACCAAGAUCCAUAGACCAUAGUCUUCUUGAACAUGAUCAUUACCACCUUUGUUAAUUAAACUUAUAUGUCAAAUAUUUUGAAUUGAACUUCACAA